UUCGAACUUGUGUAAAAAGAACUGUAUUUAAUGAAUUUCUAUGUAAUUCAUGAGAACUUUUAGUCUUCUACUAUAGCAACUUAUCGAUAUAAUUUAUUGAACAAACUAUUUGAUGCCAUCCAAGUUUGGUUACGUCGGCAACAGAUAACACCGCAUUAUGUAAAUCGUCACACGUACAAUUAGUAAUUAUUACACAAAAAUAGUGAGAUAUUUUAUCUUCCCCCGGAAAAUAUUUUUCAAAAGAUCAUGGCAAAUGAAAUGUUACUAUAAAUCAUAAACAGAAGGAGUAACGUCACAAAACAUGUUUGGUCCAACUUAUUUGGUAACUGGGUCCUACUCACUGCCUUCUCUCAGCAUUACUGUUGUUUAUGAAAUUGAAAGGACGAAAAGAGAAUGUCUGGUGCUUCGACCGGGUUGGUGUACACAGAGAAUCCACCUGGGGGAGUUGGAAAUCCCUGAUUUCAAACCAAUGGUGCACAUGGGCUCCAGGAUCCUGAGGGGACAAAUGGUGUAUGAACCUAUUGUUGAUCACCGUCUACCAUGCGACUGCAUGUUCUGACGUUGUUUCACUGCCUUGUGAAUCAGACCCUUAGGUCCAAGGCUCCGGGUAUAGCUCUCUAAGAAAAUCACGUGCUUCUGUCUGGGCACCCUGACAAUAUCCCAGACCUCACAUAUGAUUUAUGUGGUGCAUAUAUAUUUGUCGCCUCGUUGUACCAGUGUUUAUGUGUUUAAAUAGAAUAACAAAAUAAAAAUAAGUAUCAUAAUAACACUUGUGAGUUUGAAAUAAGCUAACAAAAUACUGAUAAUCCCAACAAGUCCAGAACUUCGACAGGACACAAACAAGAACUCAAAUUUGAUUUUUUAGAUCCAUUACUUACACACACAGACAGUUAAUUAAUAUAGUGUGCCGAUAACUACACAUGUAAGAUGACAAAAUACGAUGAUGACGGAUUUUUAAAGGGGAGUUUUGCCACGCUCUUCCAAGAUGAUUUGAAGACAAGUGAAGAGAAAAAAAGCAAAAUGUCCCACUUACUUAGACAGACACCAAUAGAUGUAUUAUCUAUGGAAUGGCUGAUAUUAGAAAAUCAUACUAUCGAAGCAAGAGCGUAUCUAAUUGAUAAUAUUUUGCCUCAAGUUGUUUUGGGUUUGAAAUCUAUAUUGAAAGAGGCAACUCAAAGGAACCUGAUUACACUUGACGUGCUGGAUGAAACAAGUUAUCGAGCAGGACUAGACAGAAAUUUCAAUCCUGUUAACCGACUAGCUGAAUACUUAAUGCGUAAUAACCACAAACAUAAUCAUUUCAAUGAAUCUUCACCUUACGUCAGAGGGUUAAGAUAUACUCUGGCGAAGUUGCAAAAUGAAAUGUUUAUGCAGUCAGGAAACCAGCUGGCUAAAGUAAAGUUAAGUGCUGAUGCCCGACGUACAGAAGAAAAACAAAAUGAAUUGAAAGUCGAAAAAGAAUGUGACGCACAAAUAGCGAUUAUUUCCACGAUCUGCAACAGCUUGAUACCACCUAAAAAGAAUUCAACCAAUGCAAAUAUGAUAGAAGAUGUAGUACUUGCAUUUAUGGAACUAACUAGUAAACUACCGGAGGAAAUGAAACAAUGGUUGGUGCAAACUUUUAAAACUCAACUAGCCAAAGACUAUCAAGCGUUUUAUGAUAAAGGACAAUUUGUUAAGUGUCUCAUGAUAUAUGCUAGAUUGAUGUCGACUGAUGUUUUCGAGCAGUUUACAGAACAUCUAAGACUUUGUACGGUAGAAUUUCGUAAAGCAGAGAAAAGAGAAGAACGACGGGAAUUAUUAAAAAGUUGCUUCCGUUCGUGUGAUUUAGAUCAGUUGAAUGAAUUAUCUCGUGCUCAAGUUUUCCAACUAUGUGAAGAUUACUUUGAUACAUGUCAACAAAUUAUCAAAGACAUGAUCCACGAUCCAAGAGAUUGGUCUACAAGAGAAUAUCAUUUGAAGUUAUCUGUAACAGAACCUGUUACAUCUAUGAACACAAAUGAAUGUCAAUUUUUUUCUAAAGUUGAUGAUGAUAACAACACAGAGGACAAACAACACUCUCUACUAAAUUACAAUGGAAAUAACUCAGACAAUGACAUUCAACAUGAUGAUAGCAUCUCAUUACAACUAGGUACUCGGCACCUGGACGAAAUUACCGUCUUUCCCAUUCAGUCUGAUAUUGAAGAUCAAUUGAUAAAGACUUGUCAACUGGCCGAUACAGUUGGUAUAACACAAAAUCAGUUUAUCAAUAUUAUGGAGUUUAUAAUACCAGAAACUGCUCCUUUGAAAAUUUUUAAUGAUUGCUUAACAUAUUUGAAAAGAUAUAAAGUUUCAGCUGAAGAACGUGAGGAAAGAAGACUCCAGCAUUUUCGGAAGAGUUCAAGAAUGGGAAAACAUCAACUACUGAACAAAAUAUUCCACAAAUUAGAUCAAGAAUGUUCUGGAUUGUUAAACCUUAGGAAAAUUGAAGAUUUUAUAUUAAAUUAUGAAGAUGGAUUUUAUGAGGGUCAUUUGAAACAAGCUAAGUCAGAUUUAGCUUCUAAUAUUCAAUCGACUGCAAGGUCUUUUUCAACGUCUAGUGACCAAGUAACUUCAAGUUCUGCAUUUAACAGCAGUUUUAUAUCAUCAUCCGAGACGUUUAGUGGUCAAUCAUAUCUUCAAAGGUCAGUUAAUCAACUACAAAAUCUACAUUAUUACUAUUAUCCAGAAAAGUCAGUUGAAAUAAAUAUCACUGACUUCAAAAUUUUAUUAGAUGACAUAUUUUGGCCUAAAAAUAAUCAAUAUCUUAGUGGUCAUGAUGAAUAUGACUUCAGUUGUUUGGAAAAGUUUCUUAAUUACUUAAAAGAAAAGUUAGUACAAACUAUACCUGAGAAAAUAAGGACACAAAUUCGACGAGAAUGGAUAGAGAAAAUUUUAGCAGUUUCACUGAAUACAUUUGAUAAUUCAAUGGAAUUAGUUUAUAAAACCAUUUUCCAGACACUCAUAAAAGAUACAAUAAAACAUGGUGAACAAAAGCAGAUCAGUAUUAAUAUUGCAUUACUUCAUCCAACAGAAACAACAAAUGACAUAUUAUCUUUAGAUGCAAAUACACAAUCCUGUUUAAAAUAUGCAGCAGCCAUACCAGAAUCGGAAGCUGAAAUUCUGCUUGAUCAAUGUCCACAGAGAGAUGAAUCCAAUUUAUUGUUCAAGUGUUUAAGAACUGGUUUAACAUUGGUUCAUUCUGAAAUGUCAAGACUGAAAAGAUUUUGGCGUACCGAAAAUGAAUCCCGUAACAUGUCAGUAUGUACUGAAACGAACACGGAACAAAAUUAUCAGUCACCUUCAUUUGCUCUUGCCAUACCCAUACCCAAUGCUAAGAAAUAUUUUAUUGGGGUAAUGAAAGUAAACAAGUUGAAAAAUAACAGCAAGCUACCAAAGUUUGAAGAACAUGAAAUUCAGUUUUAUCGCGGUGUAGUUUAUCAUCUGGGUUUUGCUUUCUCGCUCAUAAACAGUCGAUACUUACUUAGUUCCAUGAUACAUUAUGCAUUCGACUGGAUUUAUAAACGGCUAGGGAAUAUUGAUGAAAUUACAUUUUACCACCGAUGUAAUGAUGAUGAUAACGAUGAUGGUGGGGAUGUUAAUCGUUCAACGACGAUAGAUUCGAUAGAGGAGAAAACAUAUCGACCUAAGAAAGAAGUUAAUUAUAAAUUGUGCAAACUUGUAUCAAAAUAUGAUAUUCACCAAACAACAGUUCAUACUGACCUACAGGUUAUCGAUAAAAAGAAGAACUACCUAUAUUACUACCUGUUCGACGUACUGGAAUCUGGAUAUUCACUGGUGAAUUGCGUUCUUGGUCGAAAACAUUAUACAUUUCCAUUUACUGAUUCCAAUGAUAAAGUGAUCGGUAUUAUUGAUGUUCGUUGUUUAAACUUCCUUGAUAAACAUCAAUUGGAUUAUUUACAUAAAAGUCUAGUACUUUUUCAAGAAGCUUAUGAACAGUUAGUGCACUAUAUAGGAGUAGACACAGAUGGUCAGUAUGAUAAUGCAGACGAAUAUAAGACUAUAUCAAAAAACCAAGAAGAAACUGAAAUUAAUUCACAAAUUGAAGAAAGUAAAUCUGACUGGAUGGAUGGAAAUAAUAAAUUUAUGCCUAAAAUUAUUGUGAAAAAAUUGGCAAAAAUGGAGCUGGGUCUUUUAACUUCAAAGAUUGAUAAAGAUCUCUUCAGAAAUAUAAAAAGGUAUGAAAUACGACUUUGUAAUUCUGAAAUUUACCUACUCUGGGCCGUCAUCUUGUUAUUGAAUCGUUCUCAAGGAGAUGAAUCCUUAAAUCAGGAAAAUAUUUCCAAACUUUUAGAUUCAGUGAUGACUGGUAUCCAUGAAUCGAUUGUAGAUUAUGAUCCAUUUGUUGGUGAACAACAGAUAAUUAAUUCACAACAAUCGCGGCUAAAUGAAAUAUAUGAAAAAAUUUCAAGUGAACAAUUAAAACAGUACUCAUGUGAAUCAAUGAUUAAUUUGUACGAAUGGAUGACAUUGUGUAUGAUUAUCUGGAAAGAAAAUUUUCUUAUGCAUCAUGGAUAGAAAGAUCUUGGGAUUAAAGCGACAAUGAAAUUUCAUCGUUCAAUAAGAGAACAAUAAAGAUCUAACAAUCUAAUCAGUAUAUAACAAUAAAAUGAAUUAUCAGUUGGGAUGUAAAAUAUAUAAUUUUCAUGACAUAAAUGUGUUGACUUUUUAAUUUGCUAAAUAUAUUGUUGUGACUUUAAGCCCCGCUAGUCAUCAAGUGAUUUAUUCACUAAUUGAAAUACAACUUAUUCAAUCUUAGUAUUGUGCGAAACCAAUCAUGUUUGACAGGUAUGAGUAUCUUUGUGUCCUUAUUGGUCCUUUGUUCGCAUAAACUGCCCAUUUGAUUCCAGAACGCCAAUAACAGCUU
This is a messenger RNA of Schistosoma rodhaini, 4906 nucleotides long. Lineage: Eukaryota; Metazoa; Platyhelminthes; Trematoda; Strigeidida; Schistosomatidae. The record is from the annotation of a GenBank genome assembly.